Messenger RNA from Camponotus floridanus (Florida carpenter ant), 2899 nucleotides. RefSeq names its product sodium- and chloride-dependent glycine transporter 1. Gene Ontology annotation, biological process: sodium ion transmembrane transport. The coding region runs from base 589 to 2736 and encodes 715 amino acids. Gene Ontology annotation, cellular component: membrane. The transcript is spliced from 11 exons. Lineage: Eukaryota; Metazoa; Arthropoda; Insecta; Hymenoptera; Formicidae. The record is from RefSeq and is a predicted model, not a curated record.
GGUUUCGUCUGGGCGCGAAAGAGAGAGAGAAUGAAUAGGGUAGUGGGAAUGCGAGAGUGAGCGGACAGGGUCGUGGAGAGGUAAAGAGGGUCGCAAAUAGAAAAGCUCCCUUAUAAGCAGACAGAUAGGCCGGCGAGUUGCCCGGGCACGGAUCGCUCCUUCAAUCAAUUUUCCACAUCUGUUUGUCUCUCCUCGCAUCUCCCGGCUGUUUUCCCAACUUCUUCUUUCAUUACCUUUUCGCGAUCACAGACCUGCCAAGCGUGGCCUUGACAUUUAGUGACAGUGUAAAUCUGACCUUGGCAAAAGUAUCUGUCAAGGCUGAUAGGUAGAUCGAUAGUGUCAAUCAUCAGCUGACUUUACCGGCAACGUGUCUGUGUUCCAACAUGCUUGAAUGAGUGUAUGAAUGUGUGUAAUUUUAGUUGUUAAAGACGUGAGCAUUCGAAAAAAUGGACACGUAGAAUGUUCAUUCAUCAAAGAGGACUAAUUAGUACAAUUAACAUUGAACUUUAAUGGAUCCGAGUCGGUAGCCAUGAGAAAACGAAGAAACGAUUGAUAUUGCGACAACGAUAGAUCAUAUCGAUAUAAAAAAUGGAAGAGACAUCCUCAAGAAUACGUCCUUACCUGGACUGGGACAAUGACGAUAAAUACUCAGUGGCCAAUAGUCAAGCGCCCUUGCAGGGCGGUGAAGAUGAUCACCCGGAACGCGGAACUUGGACAGGGAAAUUCGAUUUUCUAUUAUCUCUCUUGGGAUAUAGCGUAGGCCUCGGAAAUGUCUGGAGAUUUCCGUAUCUCUGCUACUCGAACGGCGGUGGUGCUUUUCUGAUACCGUUCACCGUGAUGCUCGUCAUCGCCGGAUUGCCUCUUAUGUUCAUGGAACUUUCCUUUGGACAAUAUGCUAGUCUCGGACCAGUGGCAGCUUAUAAGCAGUUUUGCCCCUUGCUUCGCGGCUUAGGAUACGGAAUGGUCCUCAUUAGUUCCGUCGUAAUGCUCUAUUAUAAUUUAAUCAUCGCCUGGACGCUAUAUUACAUAUUUGCCUCGGUUCUUGGCGGUUGGGAAUUGCCCUGGAGUAAGUGCGAAAAAGAAUGGAGUACCGAGGAUUGUUUUAUGCCAGAUGCUGCUGAGGCUUGUGUCUCUCAGAACGCUUUUUAUUUCAAAAGAAAAUGUCUCAAUUCAACUCAAAUGACUGCGAUGGGUUUGCUUAUCGAUAACGUAACUAAUGCAAUCAAAAGACCGCCGGCUGAAGAAUAUUUUCAGAAUCAUGUAUUGGGAAUUAGCAAUGGGAUUGAGGAAACUGGAUCGAUUCGACCAUUCAUGGCGGCUAGUCUUUUUCUAGCAUGGAUUAUCGUAUUCCUUUGUUUGAGCAAAGGCGUGCAAAGCUCCGGCAAAGUCGUAUACUUCACCGCUCUUUUCCCAUACGUCGUUCUGGUCAUCCUUUUUGUUCGUGGAAUUUUACUUCCUGGCGCUAACGAAGGGAUACUUUUCUAUCUCACUCCCGAUUGGAAAAGAUUAAUGUCUGCCAAAGUAUGGGGAGAUGCCGCGGUACAAAUCUUUUUUGCUUUGAGUCCAGCCUGGGGAGGUCUGAUCACUUUAAGUUCAUACAAUAAAUUUACCAACAAUUGUUACAAAGACUCUUUGAUUGUGGCAAUUAGCAAUAUCGGGACUUCCUUUUUCGCCGGCCUCGUCAUCUUCUCAGUGAUCGGUUUCCUUGCUCAUGAGCUCGAUGUACCAGUGGCAUCAGUGGUAGAUGAAGGCGCUGGUUUGGCGUUCAUUGUUUAUCCAGAAGUUGUGGCUCGGCUACCCGUUGCGCCUGUUUGGUCGCUAUUAUUCUUCAUCAUGCUGCUCACUCUGGGUCUCGAUUCGCAAUUCGCUCUCAUGGAAACUGUUACUACGGCGAUACUCGAUGGCAUUCCAGCAUUAAGAAGUUAUAAAAUUUGGGUCGUUCUAGGAGUUGCAGUAAUUGGCUAUGCCGGUGGCGUCAUUUUCACCACCAACGCCGGGAUGUACUGGCUACAAUUAAUGGACAAGUACGCUGCCAAUUGGUCCGUUUUGUUGAUCGCUAUAAGCGAAUGCAUCCUCGUGGCAUGGAUAUACGGAGCGGAUCGUUUUCUAGACAAUAUUCAACAAAUGAUUGGGCCUCGAGGUUGUUUAUGGAGAUUUUUCUGGACGUGGAUGUGGAAAGUUGUCACACCCGCCGCAUUAUUCUUCAUUCUCUGCUUUAAUUGGGUGAAAUACGAACCAGUCACGUAUGGAAGUUACAUUUAUCCAAAAUGGGCGGAUGUAUUAGGCUGGGUUAUCAGUAUGCUUCCCGUUUUGGUCAUUGUUGGUUUAGCUAUAGGUCAGCUAAAAGAACAGCGCGUGCAAUCAGCUUACGACGAUGAAGAUGACGAAGAUGACAAUGAUGACGAUGACCUCGAGAACAGCGAGUCUUACGAAAAAGCAAAGAGAGGAAAAGGCAAAAAUAAAAAUGCAUGGAAUCGCAUAAAAAUAUUGUUACAACCGACAUCCAACUGGGGUCCAUCGCAAAAUUCUUUCACACCCUCCAAAACUUUGACUCGUACAUCCUCCUCAGGACCUCCGGGAACAUAUGACUCAGUACGAGAUACGAUUAUUUUGGUGAACGGUCAACCGAUGAUGGUACAACCGCCCAGCACCGUCCCCACUACUCAGAAACUUCCCGGACCAUCGAUUCUUAAGAAUUCUAGUAAAACCGAUCUAAUAACCUCGCAGCAGGUAUGAUAUGGCACGUUUGUUUUACAUUCAAUAAUAUAAAUUUUAAAUAACCAUUUCGAAGAUAGAGUGUGUCCAAUGUAAGUCUAAUUGAGGAUAAAUAUUCUCACAUGAUGUUGGCAAUAUCAAUCACGAUUGUCAAAUGAUAUGAAAAUGGUAUGAAAUUAUAUGA